UCUCAGUGUCUGUCAUUCUCACGUUUAUAAGUACCAAAGUUUCUGCCUGCAAAUCUCUGCAAUGCACACAUGAAAAUAAAGUGCCUUUUCCACCAACAAGGAAGCAUUUUCUGCAGACAAACAUAGCUUCUAAGAAACUUUUCACUUUUCACACUCUUUACACAAACACUUGCAGUCAUAAAACCUCUCAAGUUUCAACCCUUCACCUUCAUGGCUACCCAUUUGUGAAAAACCACAAAGAUCUUCACUUUGAGUGAUUCUGGAAAUGGGUUUUCAAAUGAGGCUUCUGGGUCUGUGUUUAUGGGUGUGUUUUGUAAGCUUCAAUGGAGUGAGUGCUCUGUAUGGAAGAGGAGAUGAAGCUGUGAAAGGUAUUGUUCUUGUUCAUGGGAAACAUGCUAUUGGAAAGAUUGAUAAUGAUUUUGUCUGCGCCACUCUGGAUUGGUGGCCACCUCAGAAAUGUGACUAUGGAAAAUGUAGUUGGGGUCAUGCUUCUCUGCUUAAUCUGGACCUCAACAACAAAAUUUUGUUAAAUGCAGUAAAAGCCUUUUCACCCUUGAAAAUUAGAUUAGGUGGCACUUUGCAAGAUAAGGUCAUAUAUGGGACUGAAGAUAAUAGGCAACCCUGUACUCCUUUUAUUUGGAACCCAAGUGAAAUGUUUGGUUUCACUCAAGGGUGCUUACCGAUGCGUAGAUGGGAUGAGCUGAACAGCUUUUUCAGUAAAGCAGGGGCUAAGGUUAUCUUUGGAUUAAAUGCUCUUGCUGGAAAACAUGUAGUAAAUUCCAGUUCUGCUGUUGGGCCUUGGAACUACAACAAUGCUGAAUCUUUUAUAAGUUACACUGCAAGAAAGAAGUACACAAUUCAUGGCUGGGAACUUGGCAAUGAAUUGUGUGGAAAUGGAAUCGGAACAAGUGUUACUGCAAGUCAAUAUGCUUCUGACAUAGCUGCUUUAAGAAACAUAGUUCAAAAUGUAUACAGAGAGAUUAAGCCUAAGCCACUAGUCAUUGCACCUGGGGGCUUCUUUGAUGCAAAUUGGUUCAAGGAAUUUUUAAGCCACUCUGGUAAAACUUUCGAUGUGGCUACACACCACAUUUAUAACCUUGGAGCAGGAGUUGAGGACAAACUAACUGAAAAGAUUCUGGACCCUUCCUAUCUUGAUGGAGUGGCUAGCACAUUCAGCAGCCUCAAAAAAAUACUUCAAAGUUCAGCAACCUCAGCACAAGCAUGGGUUGGUGAGGCAGGAGGGGCUUACAAUAGUGGCCAUCAUCUUGUGUCAGAUUCAUUUGUCUAUAGCUUCUGGUAUUUGGAUCAGCUUGGCAUGUCAGCUACAUAUGGCACCACUACAUACUGCAGACAGAGUUUGAUUGGAGGAAACUAUGGUUUACUGAAUACUGCUACAUUCGUGCCGAAUCCGGACUACUAUAGUGCUCUUCUGUGGCACCGACUUAUGGGGCGGCGUGUUCUGUCUACUACCUUCUAUGGGACAAAGAAGAUAAGAGCUUAUACACACUGUGCAAAGGAAUCAAAUGGAAUCACAAUACUAUUGCUCAAUUUGGACAACAGCACAACUGUUCAAGCUGAAGUGGCCUUAACAUUUCCUAAGCAUCCUUACCAUCGUGGGGGUGGACUAUUCAGAAGAGAGUACCAUUUGACACCAAAGGAUGGGGACUUACAUAGCCAAAUCAUGCUACUAAAUGGAAACAUUCUAACUGUAAACUCAGCUGGUGAAAUCCCCCCCUUGGUUCCUCUAUAUAUAGACCCGUCAAAACCAAUAGUAGUCCGCCCGCAAUCUAUUGUGUUUGCUCAUAUUCCAGACGUUGUGCUUACAGCUUGCAGUUAGGAGCAAGCUCAGUGGCACUAGGCGAAACCGAGAAUCGGUUUCACUUAGUGUUUUUUAAAAUAAGGGAUAGAAUACGGGGGAAAUGUCUAUUUCAAUUUCUUGUUGAUAGUUUCUCAUGAUUUUUUUUGGGGGUCAUGCACUAGAUUUUGAUUGGUGUUGCUUGUUUCCCAAUGCCAUUGUGACAAUUUUCAAAUUUUAUAUAUAAAUUGAAAGUUACCGUUCAA
Messenger RNA from Lotus japonicus, 2061 nucleotides. Its product is annotated as heparanase-like protein 3. The coding region runs from base 266 to 1837 and encodes 523 amino acids. Gene Ontology annotation, cellular component: plant-type cell wall; membrane. The transcript is spliced from 9 exons. The record is from RefSeq and is a predicted model, not a curated record. NCBI's taxonomy places the organism in Eukaryota, Viridiplantae, Streptophyta, Magnoliopsida, Fabales, Fabaceae. Gene Ontology annotation, molecular function: beta-glucuronidase activity.